Molecule: messenger RNA, 1223 nt
Organism: Striga hermonthica
Lineage: Eukaryota; Viridiplantae; Streptophyta; Magnoliopsida; Lamiales; Orobanchaceae
Source: the annotation of a GenBank genome assembly
CCUGGGAUGCCAAAGUAUCGAGAAUCUGAUCGAGCUUUGCAUUGUAGGCUGCCUCUUCUUCUAUGGAUUUUAUAAAAACCAGGAUCUGGUCGAGCUUCGCAUGGUAGGAGGCCUCUCUUUCUCGAGCUGCUUGGGAAUCUAUGAACUCAGUAAUUCGGUCGAGCUUCUCGUUGAACUUGAGGGCCUCAUAAUUUUGCUCGACCGGAAGAUGGUUCCAGCACUGCUCGGAAGAAUAAGGGUACGGUUGGGAGUGGUACCCGGGGAAAUAGACUGGCUCGUUGUUCCAAGAGGGGUCGUGCAGGGAGAAAUAUUUGUGAUUGAAAUUCAUUGUACCUGCACACCAAAACAAAACAACCACGCAAUUAUUUUUUUUAUUUUGUUCAUCUACUUCGAUCCCUUUGUUUUUAUUCUCGACAUCAUGAGCGUAUCAUGGGCGUCUUCCGGUGACGAUGAGUUGGAUGUCAUGAUGAUCAACAUGGUCCACUCCGGGGAGAUGGAAUUGUUGUCUGAAUACGGUCGGUGGGAUCCAAUGUUCGUCGAACGCCUAAGAAUCCAGCUAAAUGACAUUGAUGGGGACAAAAUCGUAGAGGAAAAUGCUAUCGAUGACCCGAGAUUUUGGAGGCGACCCAUUAGAAGAUGGGCAGACCCCGAACUUACAUCCCAUGGUGAACCGAGUAUACUUACAGAUGCUGAUGUUGUCAUGUUGCGGAGCGAAAUCCGCGUUCCUACGUCGGUACACUUAUUUUCUCCAUACCCAGGUGAAAGAAUUACAUGCCCCCCACCCGGAUGUGUCGGCGUGUUUGCCGAGAGUUUAAGAUCAGGAUUGAAAUUCCUUUUGCCGCGUAUAAUCACUGAGUACUUGCGGGACUGGGAAUUUCCGAUAUGCCAGAUCGCUCCGAAUUCAUGGAAGCGAAUCAUUAGAUUGUUGGUGCUCUUCGCCGAAAAGAAGUGGGAUCUACCAUCGGCAAAGGAUAUGAGGAGUAUGUUUACAUUUCGGAAGAGCCCGGAUAGACAAGUAUCAGAUCCGCUUCUUACUUUUUCCAUUGUCGGUGAACCCCAGCCAAGAGUCAAAGUUGGCGAGUUAAUAAUGGAGGUCCCCGACACAUUACACGGUUUUCAAGAGGAAUGGUUAUGGGUCAGUGGAGACUCGCAGUGCCCCGACUUCGCUAAUGAUCUUCUUGACGAUGGGACAAGUAUCCCAACGGCUAUUAAAUCUGGUUAUU